Molecule: messenger RNA, 1842 nt
Organism: Drosophila subobscura
Lineage: Eukaryota; Metazoa; Arthropoda; Insecta; Diptera; Drosophilidae
Gene: Prps
Product: ribose-phosphate pyrophosphokinase 2
Exons: 9
Coding region: 62-1240 (392 amino acids)
Biological process (GO): ribonucleoside monophosphate biosynthetic process; purine nucleotide biosynthetic process; 5-phosphoribose 1-diphosphate biosynthetic process
Cellular component (GO): ribose phosphate diphosphokinase complex; cytoplasm
Molecular function (GO): magnesium ion binding; ribose phosphate diphosphokinase activity
Source: RefSeq, a predicted model, not a curated record
UUUCAGUCGCCGCUUACCUGACAAACGAGACACGAGCAGCAUUUCGAUUCUUGGGUACAGUAUGCCAGAUAAGAAAUGCUCCGAACCCCAGCCAAAUGAUUGUGUGAUGCCAGUACGUUCUGCUAAUCCGAUACGCGCUAGAAGUUUGAUCCGAGACAAUUUGGAGAAACAGGCUGGUAGUCUAAAUUUAAUCCACUCCAGAAUGCCGAACAUUAAAGUGUUUUCGGGCACCUCGCAUCCGGACCUGGCCCAGCGCAUCGUCGAUCGCCUGGGCAUCGAUCUCGGCAAGGUGGUCACCAAGAAGUUCAGCAAUUUGGAAACCUGUGUCGAAAUUGGGGAAUCGGUGCGCGGCGAGGAUGUGUACAUCGUGCAGUCCGGCUCCGGGGAGAUCAACGACAAUUUGAUGGAGUUGCUGAUCAUGAUCAAUGCGUGCAAGAUCGCCUCAGCCUCUCGUGUUACAGCUGUGAUUCCUUGCUUUCCAUAUGCCCGCCAAGACAAAAAAGAUAAGUUGGCUGGCGGUGAGGAUAAAGAGGAGAACAAGAAACUAGCCAAGAAAAACUACGAUUGGAAAUUUAGGGUCAAUGCACAGAGUCGUGCGCCCAUCUCGGCCAAAUUGGUGGCCAACAUGCUGUCCGUUGCCGGUGCCGAUCACAUUAUAACCAUGGAUCUACAUGCCUCACAGAUUCAGGGUUUCUUCGAUAUACCAGUUGAUAAUCUCUAUGCCGAGCCAGCGGUACUCAAGUGGAUCAAAGAGAACAUUCCCGAAUGGAAGAACUCGAUCAUUGUCUCGCCCGAUGCUGGCGGUGCCAAGCGUGUCACGUCGAUUGCCGAUCGCUUGAAUGUGGAGUUCGCUUUGAUCCACAAGGAGCGUAAGAAGGCCAACGAGGUGGCCUCGAUGGUGCUGGUGGGCGAUGUGAAGGACAAGAUUGCCAUUCUGGUCGAUGAUAUGGCCGAUACAUGCGGCACCAUUGUCCAUGCUGCCGAUCGCCUGGUCGAGGCUGGAGCCACGAAGGUGUAUGCCAUACUGACACAUGGCAUUUUCUCUGGUCCGGCGAUCUCGCGGAUCAACAAUGCCUGUUUCGAGGCGGUCGUUGUGACCAAUACCAUACCACAGGAUGGACAUAUGCGCGAUUGUCCCAAGAUCCAGUGCAUUGAUGUAUCGAUGAUGUUCGCUGAGGCCGUCAGACGGACACACAAUGGCGAAAGCGUGUCAUAUCUCUUCUCAAAUGUUCCAUACUAAAUCCACGACUAGAGCACCAAUUUAUAGCAGCAGCAAACAACACAGAAAAACCACAACAAAAUCAACACCCAUAGCAACAUUAAUAGCAACUUAAAAUGCAAAUUAUUGCAACACCAACCACAUAACAACUUGAAACACAAAUACUUUGCCAUCAUCAUCGUUAUAUAUUUUUUAUGGAUUAACUAUUGUAAUUAAAAGCAAAAGCAAAAUGCCACUCAGAGUAGAUCCGGGGGAAGGGGGGAUGAAAAUGUCAUUAUGUAAUUAUAUACUAAAUAGAUUCUAAAUAUAACACACACACAUACACACACAAAAAGUACACUAUUUCCAUUGCUUUCCUUUUGAAUAUUAAGAGUUUUGUUCAAUCCCCUUCAGUUUCCGAUUCUCAAGAUAAUUCCCCAUUUUGAUUACACAUUGGCCUGCUCUUCGAGAAAAAAUUUAGAUUUAUAGAUUUAAAACAAAAAAACAAACACUGUAGAAGAUAUAUAUACACCCACACACACACAAACACACCCACAACAAGAAUAUUGUAAUUUUACACUGUGCAACAAAUUUUUGAUGAUUCUUUAAUGUAAGUUCUUGAAAAGAGAAGCAACAAAAGCAAA